AUGUCACAGUUAACCCUCCGCAUGAUCACCCGGUUGACGCGCCUGGCUUCCAAUCACCGGCCGGCCCGCCAUCAACUGUUCUCCACCUCGGCCAGGCGGCCCCUGAUGUCAACAACAGGCUUCACCGAAACACAGCUCACCGUUCGAGAAGCAGUCGCGCAGGUCUGCUCGGAGUUUCCCAACACCUAUUGGCAAGAACACGACCAGAAUGAGCAAGAUCCCAAGGAGUUCCAUGCUGCCAUGGCCAAAGACGGCUGGCUCGGGAUUGCUCUGCCAGAAUCUCUUGGCGGAUCCGGAUUGGGAAUAUCUGAGGCCACCAUGAUGAUGCAGACGAUUGCGGAGUCUGGGGCAGGAAUGGCGGGCGCCCAGAGCACACACGCCAAUGUCUAUGCUACACAGCCGCUGGCCAAGUUUGGGAGCACCGCCCAACUCGAAAGCACCAUUCCGAAGAUCAUUUCGGGCCAAUGGCGGGUUUGCUUUGGGGUGACUGAGCCGAACGCGGGACUGGAUACGCUGAGACUGUCAACCAGGGCCACGAAGCAGAGCGAUGGUUCUUACAAAGUGACUGGGCAAAAGAUCUGGAUCACUUGCGCUCAAGUGGCCUCCAAGAUGAUUCUGUUGGCGCGAACCACACCGCUGGAGGAGGUCAGGAAACCGAGCGAAGGGCUGUCAUUAUUCUGCAUCGAUCUUGAUCGUAGCAGCCCAGGUCUUGAACUCCGACGAAUCAAGAAGAUGGGCGGACGGGCUGUCGAUGCUAACGAGGUCUUCUUUGACAACUAUUCGGUUGGUGCCGACUCGUUGAUUGGCGAGGAAGGGCAAGGCUUCAAGAUUAUCCUGCAUGGGAUGAACGCUGAACGCUGCCUGCUCGCCGGCGAGGCUCUUGGUCUGGGGUAUGCUGCUCUAGGAAAGGCGGCAACGUAUGCUAGAGAACGUAACGUCUUCAAGAGGCCAAUCGGACAGAAUCAAGGAAUCGCCCAUCCGCUAGCAGAGGUAUACAUGAAGCUUGAGGCGGCGAAGUUGGCAACGUAUCAUGCUGCGCAGUUGUAUGAUUCGAGCAAGACCGAUAAGACGAUACGUCAAGAUGCGGUGGGUGUGGCUUGCAAUAGUGCAAAGUAUCUGGCGGCCGAGGCAGCGUUCUCGGCGUGCGAGAGAGCCGUGUUGACGCAUGGGGGAAUGGGUUACGCGGUCGAGUAUGACGUCGAACGGUACUUUCGAGAGUGUCUCGUGCCGAGGAUUGCGCCCGUUAGUCGAGAGAUGAUUCUGAAUUAUAUCAGUGAAAAGAUUUUGGAUCUUCCACGGAGUUAUUGA
Molecule: messenger RNA, 1308 nt
Organism: Podospora pseudocomata
Lineage: Eukaryota; Fungi; Ascomycota; Sordariomycetes; Sordariales; Podosporaceae
Exons: 1
Coding region: 1-1308 (435 amino acids)
Molecular function (GO): acyl-CoA dehydrogenase activity; flavin adenine dinucleotide binding
Source: RefSeq, a predicted model, not a curated record